GUUCUGAGUGCACGCUUAUUUUUUUAUCAUACCAAAGCUUCUGACGCCGUCCACGCGGUCGUGUUUGCGCGCUUGCUUUUAUUAUUUGCGCUGAUUAGCGUUCUCUAGUUUAAAUACUGUGUUAUAGUGAUAUGGUGUGAAGUUUCUCGGACGCGACGCGCUUUGAAUUGGUUUGCUAAAUACUAAACACAUAAUACAGCAAUCGUUUGGUGAUGAGUUUGCAAUUGUGACGAAACGGAAAGUGAUUUCGAUCGACAUAAAAAUAGGAAGGAAGGAAGCCACUUGGGGAUGAUUCUGGAAAGUGUUGGAUGGAAUGUUCGGUGCAGUGUGUAGUGUUGACCUUGUUUUUGGUGUUGCGUGUGCCUGAGAAACAAAGUUGAGUGCCAGGAAGUUGAAGGAUUAUUACAGACAAAAACUACUACCGUUGGAAUAGCUGGGAAACUCUAAGAUACUCUUCACGAUAAUUCGUUCAAUUCAGAAGAAACUCAUCCGGAAAACAAUGAGGCAAUCAUCAUAAUUUGCACACACAAAUUUCCGAAACAAAUAGGCAGAAGUCGGUUGACGUUAGUUGUUGCGUGUUGCAUGACUUACCACCAUUAUGGCCGUCCAGCAGCAGCAGCAGCAGCAUCAGCAUCAUCAGAUGGCUCCUACUCUUUACACAACCUCAACCGCGCAGAGCGGUAGUCCCGCUCCGGGUGCUUCGCCGUCCGGCGGAAAUGCUAACAACGCCAGUUCGGGAUCCGCGUUCAGUUGCUGUCCGGCGAAUGGUGAAAGCUCGUCCAUCGGGGAGGAUUCGAUCGAGCUGAGUGACAAUCAGGGUAACAAUAAUACCAUGUACCACAAUGGGUUCUUCGAGACACAUGACUACCACUUUCCCAAGCGGCCUCCGGUGGAUAUUGACUUCCGGGACAUUCGGUACACGGUGCGAGGUUUCAACUCGCACAGAAUUAGAUUUGAAAGCAAAGAAAUUCUUCACGGUUUAAACGGAUCAUUCAGCUCUGGAGAACUGACAGCCAUUAUGGGCCCCUCGGGGGCGGGAAAAAGCACGUUGCUCAACAUUCUAGCCGGCUACGUCUCAACGGGCGUCAGUGGGCUCGUCCAGGUGAACGGCAAAAACCGCUCGCAGAACUCCCAAAGCUUCAAGAAGCUAUCCUGCUACAUCCAGCAGCACGACGCGUUGCGUCCCUGGCUCACCGUUAACGAGGCUAUGAGUUGCGCCACCCACCUGAAGCUUGGCUUCAGCAUAAGCCACGAGGAGAAGCAAAAACUGAUCGAGAAAAUCUUGUUUAUGCUGGGUCUCGAGCAGAAGGGAUACACCCCCACGGGGGACCUUUCCGGGGGACAGAAGAAGCGGUUGGCGAUCGCGCUGGAGAUGAUCAGCAACCCGCCGAUUCUGUUCCUGGACGAACCGACCACAGGACUGGAUAGUUCCUCUUGCACCCAGUGUAUCUCGCUGCUAAAACGGCUGGCCCAGGAUGGAAGGACGAUUGUGUGUACCAUUCACACGCCCAGUGCGCUGCUGUUCGAAAUGUUCGACAAGCUGUACACGGUUACGCAGGGACACUGUUUCUACCAGGGUCCAGUGCGGGAGAUGCUGCCCUUCCUGUCGAACCUUGGAUAUAACUGCCCAAGCUAUCACAACCCGGCGGAUUUCAUGAUGGAAAUCGCCGUCGGCGAAUACGGCGCUGAUGUGGCGAAGAUCGUGAGGGCAGCCCUGAAGAAGUACUACGAGAUGAGCAGUGAGUGCAUCAAGCUGGACGACGCAGUUUUUGAGAAUAAUGUGAAAACCGCCGUGACAGGUUACGACCUCCCCGCCGGCGGCGAUGUCGACCCGAAGGACAAUGGCACUGGCAAGAUUGAGGAACUGCUCCCGCUGAAGGAUCGCGGCAGCACUGCUGGUGGGGGUGCGGAUGAGAACUCGGACAACGCGCUCUGUCCGGAGAUCGACGAUAACACUAAGCCGGCUUCAUUAGUGAUGCAGUUUCUGCUGCUGCUGUAUCGAAACCUGCUACAACUGAGACGAAAUUAUUUCCUGCUGUGUAUGCGAUUGUUUGCUCACGCUUCGGUGGCCACUUUGUUCGGAUACAUCUACAAGGGAGUCGGACCGAAUGCGAACCAAGUGCUGGCCAACUAUGUGUACCUUUACGGUUCGAUGCUUCUGAUGGUUUACACCGGCAAAAUGGCAGUCGUAUUAUCAUUUCAAAACGAGAUGGAAUCUCUCACGAGGGAACACUUUAACCGGUGGUACAAACUGGGUCCCUACUUCCUGUCGGUGCUGGUCAUCGAGGUGCCAAUACAGAUUGUCUGCUCCAUGAUUUACGUCGUGAUAAGCUAUAACCUGACGGACAAUUACUACUCUUUCGAUCGGUUUCUGUUGUUCUCGCUGUUUUGCGUGGCAGGCUCGAUUUCUGCCCAGGCGUGGGGUUUCCUGAUAGGAGCGACUCUUACGGUUAAGCUGGCCGUCUUCAUUGGUCCCAUCCUGGCGGUGCUGUUCUCGGUGUUUGGCUUCUGCACCCGCUACGAAGACAUCACCCCCAUCUUCAAGUGGAUGUGGCACAUCAGCUACUAUCGGGCCAGCUUCCACGGGGUCCUAAACUCCGUGUACGGAAUGGACCGCGGUCCACUGCACUGCCCAAGCACACAAAUCUACUGUCACUUCAGGAACCCGGUGCUCUUUCAGAAAGACAUGGACAUCGAACACGUGGACAUGGAGAAGAACCUGAUCCUGAUAGGGUCGAUUGUGCUCGCGAUGUAUGUCGGAACCAUCGCGGUGCUGUGGUAUAAGCUGAACAAAAGAUAACACAUCUCGCGCGAUUAGCACCACGCACCCACUGUUUGCAAUCAAUCACCACUUCUCGGAUUACGGUGGCCACUAAUCGAACCGUUUAAAGGUCGUCUGGAACGAUAAAACGCAACGCAGGGGUGGGGUGGGGGUGGUGUCUGCCAACUCCCGUUCCGGUUAGUCUUAUCAACUGUUGGUUUAUUCUCCGUUUUUAAUCCUCAUUUGCUAGCAUCAAUCUUGCCAUAAUUUAUACGAAACACACAGGCAUGAGCAAUCCACACUUAAUCCGGGUGAUAAGUAGAACCUAUCUUACUUAGCUGUUGAAUCUAGUAGAAAUUGGACCAACUUUUCAAUACGAUAGCAAAAACAAAUACGACGAACACUGUGAUUAUGAAAUAGCCCAUUCUCCAGGGGAAUGAAAGUAUCUUAUUCUUAAAGUAGUCUAGUGACAUAGUGUUUAGAUUCCAGCAUCAAUUGCUGGAUUUUUAUGAUUAUUGUUAUUGUGUUUAGCGUGCGUAAAUCGGAGUGAUUAUUCUAAGCUAAUAAA
Toxorhynchites rutilus septentrionalis is the source of this 3329-nucleotide messenger RNA. Its product is annotated as ATP-binding cassette sub-family G member 1. The transcript is spliced from 10 exons. Gene Ontology annotation, molecular function: ABC-type transporter activity; ATP hydrolysis activity; ATP binding. Bases 599 to 2800 code for a protein of 733 amino acids. Gene Ontology annotation, cellular component: plasma membrane. The record is from RefSeq and is a predicted model, not a curated record. Lineage: Eukaryota; Metazoa; Arthropoda; Insecta; Diptera; Culicidae.